This is a messenger RNA of Girardinichthys multiradiatus, 1961 nucleotides long. RefSeq names its product forkhead box G1b (gene foxg1b). The record is from RefSeq and is a predicted model, not a curated record. Gene Ontology annotation, molecular function: sequence-specific double-stranded DNA binding; DNA-binding transcription factor activity. Gene Ontology annotation, biological process: regulation of transcription by RNA polymerase II. Gene Ontology annotation, cellular component: nucleus. The transcript has a single exon. Lineage: Eukaryota; Metazoa; Chordata; Actinopteri; Cyprinodontiformes; Goodeidae. The coding region runs from base 371 to 1591 and encodes 406 amino acids.
GAGGUGUGGGGGUCGGGGGUCAGGGGUCAGGUCAGCUGCUGCAGGACACGGUGACGGUCUAUAGCAGGAAGGAGCAGAAAGAGGAUUUUUGGAGAAGCUCCUCCUCUCCGUGAUGUCGGAACCUCCUAAUUACUAAUUUCUCCACAUCGAAGCCACGGUCUUUCCCUCCCCCUCUUUCUCUUCUCUCUCUCCACUCCUCCAUCCAUGCAUCUCUCAUCCUGACCCUCCUUUCUCUCUCCUCUCUGUGGUUUCCAGGAUAACGGAGGUGGACCAGCCUGGAGGAGCGCUUCCUUUUGUAUUAUAAUUAUUAUUUAUUCCUGGUUAUUUUGGGGGCUUUCUUUGUUUGUGUUUUCUUUUUCUGCCACCGGGCAUGGAGGUUGUAAAAACCCCGCAGACCGUCCACCGGUCCUCCUCCUUCAGCAUCAAGAGCCUCCUGCUGCCCUCUAAGUGCGAGCGCCCAGACCCGGUGGCCGCUGCCACCGCCGCCAUGAUCGGCAUCCCCGGGACUCUGUCUCCAUCACCGGGCUCUGACUCGGACAAGUCGCUCGGCCCGACGGAGGUGGACUCUGCCACCGCGGGUCUGGACCAGGAAAAGCCGGGCAGGGAGGAGCAGACGGAGCAUGAGGAGGAAGAGGACGGAGGAGGAGGGGAGGAUUCCAAGCCGACACCGGAGCAGAACUCCACCGGGAACAACAACAGCGGGAAGAACGGGAAGUACGACAAGCCUCCGUUCAGCUACAACGCGCUGAUCAUGAUGGCCAUCCGGCAGAGCCCCGAGAAGCGGCUGACGCUGAACGGCAUCUACGAGUUCAUCAUGAAAAACUUCCCGUACUACCGGGAGCACAAGCAGGGCUGGCAGAACUCCAUCCGACACAACCUCAGCCUCAAUAAGUGCUUCGUUAAGGUGCCCCGGCACUACGAUGACCCGGGCAAGGGGAACUACUGGAUGCUGGACCCGAGCAGUGACGACGUUUUCAUCGGGGGGACCACCGGGAAGCUCCGCCGGCGCUCCGCAACCUCCCGGGGGAAGCUGGCCAUGAAGCGCGGGCUGCGCUUCGCCCCACUCGGCUUAGAGCGGCCGAACAACCCGCUGUACUGGCAGAUCUCCCCGUUCCUCUCCCUGCACCACCACCAUCACCACCACCCGCAUUACAACGGAUCCUCGCCCGGUUUUCUGAACCAGGCGGCGGGUUACGGGUCGCUGCUGCCCGCCGUGGAGCAGCUGAGUAACGGGGACCUGGGGCGCUCCAUGGCGCUGGGGCUGACGAACACUUACGGGAUGAGCACGUCGCCGGUCGGGCUGCUGUCCGGACAGACCGCCGGAUACUUUGUCUCAGGGAGCCAACAUGCUGCUGCAGCACCGGGGCCGCCGGGAGGAGGGCCCCCGCCGCAACAUCCACCUCCGCCGCAGCAUCUCCCGCAGGGCGCAGCGGGGUUCGGCGGCCUCCCCACCAGCAGCUCUGCGCAGUCCCUGCUGUCGGACUCCCUCAGAAACAGCUCCUUACCGGCCUUCUCCCCGGGAGUGUCGGCGGGUUUCCCCGGUGUGUUGUCCCAUCAGAAGAGGGUGACCCCCAACGCUUUCCUGAACUGACCUCCCCUCCUCACCCCCCGGACUCUCAGUGGAACAAAAGACGUCUGUAAAAGGCAGAUAAUACGCGGUAAAUAUCAGAAAACGAGCAGAUUUAUAGAAAUAUACGAGGGGGAACUUUUUGGCCAUAUUCUGGUUUAUUUGGAUUAUUUUCCAGAGGAAAAAAGGGACAAACUUUUGUUACCCGCGGGUGUAAAACUGUAAACUAGACUUGCCAAAGGUAACACACACUAUAAGAAUAUUUCAAAUUAUUUAUAUCUUGUACAAAGAUUUUCAGUACUUUUCUUUGAGUCGUUUAUUAUUUAUGUUUUGUAUUUAUUGUACAAUGUAUUUAAAUUCUAUUCUCAGUGUAUUUACUCAUCAGUAUUAAUGA